AUGCCAGAACUCACCGAAUUGGAUAAAGCAACUGCAUCAAUGACUGAAAAACGCAAGGAGGAGACUGCAUCUUCUGAUAGUGAUUCAGAUGACACUAUCCCUGAACUUGAAGAUGCAGGUGCUCCAGGUGCAGGUGGAAUCACUAACCCAAUUGCUGGCAUUGACAUAGUCUCUAAAGCGAAGCAAUCCAGAGGAGAAAAGAAGGCACGAAAAAUCAUGAGCAAGCUGGGUCUUAAGCCGGUACAAGGUGUAAACAGGGUGACAAUCAGAAAAUCAAAGAAUAUCCUGUUUGUGAUCAACUCCCCAGAUGUGUACAAGAACCCUCACUCUGAUACUUACAUUGUAUUUGGUGAAGCCAAGAUUGAAGAUUUGUCACAGCAAGCAACUAUGGCAGCAGCUGAACGAUUCAAAGCUCCUGAAAGUGCUGCUUCUGGUAAUGAUGCUACUGCUGCUGGCACUACAGUAGCUCCAAUAGCAGAAGAAGAGGAUGAAGAAGGAGUAGAUGAAUCUGGGGUCGAUGAAAAAGAUGUGGAGAUUGUAAUGUCUCAAGCAAAUGUCUCACGGGCAAAGGCUGUACGAGCAUUACGCAAUAAUCAAUCGGAUAUUGUUAAUGCUAUUAUGGAGCUGACAAUGUAA
Messenger RNA from Parnassius apollo (apollo), 636 nucleotides. NCBI's taxonomy places the organism in Eukaryota, Metazoa, Arthropoda, Insecta, Lepidoptera, Papilionidae. The record is from the annotation of a GenBank genome assembly.